Molecule: messenger RNA, 801 nt
Organism: Acanthisitta chloris (rifleman)
Lineage: Eukaryota; Metazoa; Chordata; Aves; Passeriformes; Acanthisittidae
Product: protein asteroid homolog 1-like
Exons: 1
Source: RefSeq, a predicted model, not a curated record
UGCCCGCUGUCGCACUUCCAGUGGCACGGCGUGCGCGCCGAGGAUGGGAUGCGGGGAUGCUUCGUGCCCGCGCGCUGCUUCUCCCUCGACAGGUUCUGCAGGUAUUUCGGCAGCCUGGACAAGAGGCUGCUCCCGCUCUUCGCCGUCAUGAACGGCAACGACUACCUCGACCUGGCGGCGCUGGAGGUGUUCUUCAGCCAGGUGCGCCUGCCGCGGGGCUGCGCGGCGGGGAAGGGCGGGAGGCACCUCCGCCUCCAGGGGCUGCUGAACUGGCUGGCGCAGUUCGCCGAGCCCGGCGAGGCUAUGGACAACGUGCUGAAAUACCUUAAGAAACACCGGAGGGAAGAAAUCAGGGAGCUUCUGUGCACUGCCAUGGAGGAUUACGCUCCGUCCGACGUGAAUCUUGAGGACUUCUUUGAGAACGGAAAGUAUGAGUGCGAGGCUGCCAGGAAAGCAGACUUACCACAGUGGGUACUCGAUGCUUUGGCGAGAGGUAAGCUGGCCCCAUUCAUCAUCAACACCCUCGUACUAAGAAGUACCUUUCUCCGCGUCCAGGUGGAGAACAUGCAGAGACCUAGUGCUCACAGCACAGCUUUGCCCAUUCGACAAGUUAUCUAUGGACUGCUUCUGAAAGGAUCUCAGCAUACUGAAACUGCUUCUCCAAGUAAGCAGAGCAGUGAGCUGCCCAGCCCAGUGUAAUUUGACAGAUGCCAAAAGACACUUACAAAAACAUUGGUUCGAGCAGCAAGCCUACCCACAGGUUUUUGUGAUGAUCCUUUUCCUCUGGACAAGUUAAUGGAG